GACGGUCUCGUUUACCUACCAGCUCGGCCAGUCGGGCACUAAUAGUGCGCUUCCUCGCGGCUGUCGUAAGUCCCACGCUGUUGACUGUGCCACCGAUCUCCGAUUCUGUCCUCGAGGCAAUAAAGAUGUGGCGAAGGCCCGAGGUGAGGCUGCUGCCACUGCACUUAGUCCUGCGACUCCCCAAGGACUGGCCGAGGAAUGGCGGGCUAGCCACUUCCCAGUCCUGUCCCUACGGGAUCUGAAAAGACUCGGCAUCCCGGGAUCCGGAGGGUCACUUCCCUCGCUGCAUCCCCAUUGUGAAACUGCCAGUCUCAAAAUUGAUGUAGAUGUCCAGCUCCAACCUGGUUUCAUAGACAUGGUAAUACUGGAACAACCUCUUCUCCAAGAUUCUCAGGCAGUCAGAGCAUUCCCAUGGUUUGGCAUGGACAUCGGUGGAACGCUGGUUAAAUUGGUCUACUUCGAACCGAAGGAUAUUACAGCCGAAGAGGAGCAAGAGGAAGUAGAGAACCUGAAGAGCAUCCGGAAGUAUUUGACUUCUAAUACUGCUUAUGGGAAAACUGGGAUCCGAGACGUCCACCUGGAACUGAAAAACCUGACCAUGUGUGGACGCAAAGGGAACCUGCACUUCAUCCGCUUUCCCAGCUGUGCUAUGCACAGGUUCAUUCAGAUGGGCAGCGAGAAAAACUUCUCUAGCCUUCACACCACCCUGUGUGCUACAGGAGGUGGAGCUUUCAAGUUUGAAGAGGACUUCAGAAUGAUUGCUGACCUGCAGCUGCAUAAACUGGAUGAACUGGACUGUCUGAUUCAGGGCCUGCUUUAUGUCGACUCUGUUGGCUUCAACGGCAAGCCAGAAUGUUACUAUUUUGAAAAUCCCACAAAUCCUGAAUUGUGUCAAAAAAAGCCGUACUGCCUUGAUAACCCAUACCCUAUGUUGCUGGUUAACAUGGGCUCAGGUGUCAGCAUUCUAGCUGUGUACUCCAAGGACAACUAUAAAAGAGUUACAGGGACCAGUCUUGGAGGUGGAACAUUCCUAGGCCUAUGUUGCUUGCUGACUGGUUGUGAGACCUUUGAAGAAGCUCUGGAAAUGGCAGCUAAAGGCGACAGCACCAAUGUUGAUAAGCUGGUGAAGGACAUUUACGGAGGAGACUAUGAACGAUUUGGCCUUCAAGGAUCUGCUGUAGCAUCAAGCUUUGGCAACAUGAUGAGUAAAGAAAAGCGAGAUUCCAUCAGCAAGGAAGACCUCGCCCGGGCCACAUUGGUCACCAUCACCAACAACAUUGGCUCCAUUGCUCGGAUGUGUGCGUUGAAUGAGAAUAUAGACAGAGUUGUGUUUGUUGGAAAUUUUCUCAGAAUCAAUAUGGUCUCCAUGAAGCUGCUAGCAUAUGCCAUGGAUUUUUGGUCCAAAGGACAACUAAAAGCUCUAUUUUUGGAACAUGAGGGUUAUUUUGGAGCCGUUGGGGCCCUGUUGGAACUGUUCAAAAUGACCGAUGACAAGUAGAGAUGAGCAGUGGAGGGAACAGCCUCCCCAAAGGACAGAGAACUAAAAAAUUGCUGCUGGAGAAGGUGAAAGUCGCUUUGGGACGGAAACCAAGCCAUUAUGGCAGAUGAACCUGCUGGAUUUGUAAAUAAUUUAAAAUCCUUCCAGAUGAUCUUUUACUCUUAGGUUUUGAGCUAAUGAUUCAAAACGGGGGAAUAUAAAAGGUUUUUUUCUGUAUACUGUAUUUUUUUAAAAAAAUGGUGCAGCGUGGCCAAACCUACCAAUUGUAUGCAUUAACUUUGAAAAGUUGUUUGAUGUUUAAGAAGGACCUGAUAUGUAAGCGCUGUUCAUUUUUCUUCUGGGGUUUACUGAUCAGUGUGGUGAUUUUAACUUCAUUUAGUAAUUACUCUAGGAGAUUUUACCUUGACUCAUAUUUUUCAUGACGUUUCAUGAUUUGCUGUUGGUUUCAAAUGAAACUACAAAUCUGGCAUGUUUUACUGUGAACACUUUUGUUAUUUGUUUGUUUACCCUUUUUUGUCUCGUUUUUCUGUUUUAGUUGUCUUAUGAAAAAAGAGAGUCCUUCCCUCUGUUUCUGUCCUCGGAUGAUCUCCCUCCCCUACCUGUAAACUUUCUUUGACAUAAUUGUUCAUAUCAAUGAAGGUGCUGACCAGCUCAAUACAAAGUUAAGCACAAGAUCUAAAGCUCUUGAAAAUGCCGGUGAAGAGAAGACUGAAUGUUAAUGAAUUUAAUGAGUCUGGCAAGUUUGUCUUAUCCCUUAUAAAUGUAGCGUUUCAUUGGAUUUAUUUUAUGCUAGGUGAUAUUAAGUUGAAAUAGUCUAUGAUGAAAUGUCCUCAUCCAUGCACAGAAUAUGAAUGGCAGCAAAUCUUUGUGCAAGAAGUUUGGAACUUAUUGGGAAAAGCCUCCCAGUUGAUUAAUUGUUCAUAUCAGGAGAUUUAGGGUAAGUCAUGGGUUGAGGUGUCAGAUAGUAAUAUCUGUUUGUUUUGUACAUGUAUAUAUCUAGGAAAUUUGUAACAAUACAUCUUUAAUAAUGUUAAAGUUUUUUUCAUUUUUAAUAUUUUAAACUAAAAACUGUACUUCAAUCUCAGUUUCUAAAAUUAAAAAUAAUUUAUACUGAUCUAUAUAUUUUUUCUUUUUGAAAGAUUUCAUUAAGAUUGAUGGGUAACUUUCAAAUGAGGGUCACGUACAAAUAUCGGAAUGCGUGAGAUCCCAUGAUCUUGUGUAUUGAGCUUAUUGUUGAAAGGGAUUUUUGAAGGACAGAACAAUUACUCCAUGAUGAAUCUUCCUUUCUCUGCCUUCUGAGCACCGUCUUUAAUUUCCAUAUCUUCAAGUCUUGAAGAAGUUGAUGUUAAUUGAAGAACUCAUUUGUCUGGUUGAAAUAAAGCCUGUUUCUGUUGUGAUGUU
This is a messenger RNA of Mandrillus leucophaeus (drill), 2899 nucleotides long. RefSeq names its product pantothenate kinase 1 (gene PANK1). The transcript has 8 exons. Lineage: Eukaryota; Metazoa; Chordata; Mammalia; Primates; Cercopithecidae. The record is from RefSeq and is a predicted model, not a curated record. Bases 356 to 1498 code for a protein of 380 amino acids. Gene Ontology annotation, molecular function: ATP binding; pantothenate kinase activity. Gene Ontology annotation, cellular component: cytosol; nucleus. Gene Ontology annotation, biological process: coenzyme A biosynthetic process.